AUGGCAGUGGAACAACAAGCCAAGUCUGGCUGCUUACUAGGUCGUCUGCAUCGCAGCUCUCAGAUGAUGUUAUGUGACUUCGCUGAAAUCGAUCCCUUUGAAGUACAGGUUCGCCUAACAAGAACGACCGCGGAGAAGUUAGCUAAACUCUCAAUAAGUAGCUUGUGGACCCCGGCGGCGAAUGCGGCGGCAGCAAAUUCUACCCUUGGAAUGGUUACGGUCUUCAACGGAGCAACGCUAGAUUUUCCGAAAAUCGAACGGUAG
Molecule: messenger RNA, 264 nt
Organism: Opisthorchis viverrini
Lineage: Eukaryota; Metazoa; Platyhelminthes; Trematoda; Opisthorchiida; Opisthorchiidae
Exons: 3
Coding region: 1-264 (87 amino acids)
Source: RefSeq, a predicted model, not a curated record